UAUUGAGUAUCCGUACGCGGUACUACGUGAUCCGUACAGUGGGUAUCGAUGACAAGCAAUUCUUGUAAUAUUACAAAGAAGUGUCAAGUUCUAAACUUUCUUUCUUGCUUAUUUUUAUAAGUAAAUGGCCAUAUAAGAACAAUUAUAAUUAGUAAUUGAUUAUAAAUAGUGAGUGCAACAAUGACGCUCACAAAUAAGAUGGAAAUAGAUGAGAAACUUAUUAAGGGAGAAGGUUUUAAACCGUAUUACAUUACUAAAAUUGAAGAACUUCAAUUAAUCGUAGCUGAAAAAAGUCAAAAUUUAAGGAGGUUACAAGCACAACGUAACGAGCUCAAUGCCAAAGUACGUAUGUUACGCGAAGAAUUGCAGCUUCUCCAAGAACAAGGAUCAUAUGUUGGAGAAGUUGUUAAACCAAUGGACAAGAAGAAAGUUUUGGUUAAAGUACAUCCUGAAGGGAAAUUUGUAGUAGAUAUAGAUAAGAAUAUUGAUAUUAAUGAUGUAACUCCAAAUUCAAGAGUUGCGUUACGCAAUGAAAGUUACACAUUGCAUAAAAUUUUACCAAACAAAGUUGACCCACUUGUUUCUCUUAUGAUGGUGGAAAAAGUACCAGACUCUACAUAUGAGAUGGUAGGAGGUUUAGAUAAACAAAUUAAAGAAAUCAAAGAAGUUAUUGAAUUGCCUGUUAAACAUCCUGAAUUAUUUGAUGCUCUUGGGAUUGCUCAACCUAAAGGUGUACUCUUGUAUGGACCACCAGGUACAGGCAAAACAUUAUUAGCAAGAGCAGUUGCCCAUCAUACUGAAUGUACGUUUAUUCGUGUAUCUGGUUCUGAAUUGGUACAAAAGUUUAUUGGUGAAGGUUCACGAAUGGUUCGUGAAUUGUUCGUAAUGGCAAGAGAACAUGCGCCAUCUAUAAUAUUCAUGGAUGAAAUAGAUUCAAUUGGAAGUUCUCGUAUUGAAUCUGGUUCUGGAGGAGAUAGUGAAGUUCAACGAACCAUGCUUGAAUUACUCAAUCAAUUAGAUGGUUUUGAAGCAACAAAAAAUAUAAAAGUCAUUAUGGCUACAAACAGAAUUGAUAUAUUGGAUCCAGCGUUAUUAAGACCGGGACGUAUAGAUCGUAAAAUUGAAUUUCCACCUCCAAAUGAAGAAGCGCGACUUGAUAUUUUAAAAAUUCAUUCGAGAAAAAUGAAUUUAACACGUGGUAUAAAUUUAAGGAAAAUUGCCGAACUCAUGCCUGGUGCGUCAGGUGCAGAAGUGAAGGGUGUAUGCACAGAAGCUGGUAUGUAUGCUCUCAGAGAACGUCGUGUUCAUGUUACUCAAGAAGAUUUUGAAAUGGCUGUAGCAAAAGUUAUGCAGAAAGAUUCAGAAAAAAAUAUGUCCAUCAAGAAAUUAUGGAAGUAAUUAGUUUUAUCCUGCAAUUCAUUCUUUCUAUACCAUUUCACACUUUUUGUAAAACCAUCUGUAAAUUCUAUAUAACUUUGAUUAAAAUGUAUACAAAACAAAGAUUAUAGUUGUAAAAAAAAAUACAUUAAAAAGAGUUAUUAAUAUGGAAGAAAAUUCAGUAUAUCAUAGUGCAUCAUUGUAAUUAAAUGAAAUUACUAAAUAUAUUAUAUUAAUAUUA
Molecule: messenger RNA, 1618 nt
Organism: Bombus pyrosoma
Lineage: Eukaryota; Metazoa; Arthropoda; Insecta; Hymenoptera; Apidae
Gene: Rpt6
Product: 26S proteasome regulatory subunit 8
Exons: 6
Coding region: 181-1398 (405 amino acids)
Biological process (GO): proteasome-mediated ubiquitin-dependent protein catabolic process
Cellular component (GO): proteasome regulatory particle, base subcomplex
Molecular function (GO): ATP hydrolysis activity; proteasome-activating activity; ATP binding
Source: RefSeq, a predicted model, not a curated record